GUCCCCCUCUCUCUCUAGUGUCACUGUAUCAACUAACUUUUGUCUCUCAAUCAUUCUAGAGAGAGAAACUAUUCUCCUUCCGAUCUUUGGAUUCAGAACAUAAUACUACUGUUAUUGUCUUUGAAUCUCCUCCUUUUUCUUUUCUUUUUUUUUUUUUUUUUUGUUGCUUAAAACAUCUAAACGUAAAACGAAUUCUCCAAAGCUUCUUUAGAUUUUCCUUUUUCACUAGAGAAAAGUAGAUUCAAAGGCCUCCUCUUUUCCUCUUUCCAAUUUCCAAGUAAUUUCUCUCCACUUUUCCCCUUUUAUUUCUACCCAAUGCCUUUACAUUAGAAUCAAUCACAUCUUUAUGUAUGUGUGCGUCUAUAUAUAUUUACAUUAUCAUCUAAUUUCAAAUUGAGUUCAUUUCGACAGUUUUUAUUUUCUCCUGAUUUCGAAGGCAAUGGAGAAAUUUGCUGUUUGUCCAAUAAUUUUCUUCAUUGUAUUCUCACAAUUUCAUCAAUCUCUCGCCGGUUUACUUUCCGAACCUGCGCAACCAUUAAAUCCCGGCGAUUUCUCGACGCCGAACAUAGUCCCGGCGUUUCCGGUUCAAACUGAGACACAAUUGUGCCGACUCGACCUGUCCGCGGAGCUCUUCGGCGGAGUGAACGACGCGUGUGGCCGGAACCUCGACCGCAGCCGGUGCUGCCCGGUGCUGGCGGCGUGGCUCUUCGCCGCACACGCUCGCUCCGCCCUAAAGGUUCAGGCGGAGGCACCGUCGGCGUUCUCCGAGCUGCCAAUGGUGCCGGACGACUCGCAGAAGUGCGUCAACUCGCUGCAGAGCUCUUUACAGAGCCGAAACAUUCACAUUCCGAGGCCUAACGCUACGUGCGAUGCGGUGCUCUGUUUCUGUGGCAUUCGACUUCAUCAGAUCAGCUCGCUGAGUUGUCCUGCCGCGUUUAACACUUCAGACCAUCGGAAUGUUACUCCGACCGCUGUUGUUAGGGAUUUGGAACGUAACUGCCGGAAUUCAUCGUACGCCGGUUGCACCAGGUGCCUCGGAGCUCUACAGAAGCUGAAGGGUGAGGGUAACAGAAGCGGGCGGGCGAGCGAGAUGCUGAUUAAGGACUGCCAACUGAUGGGGCUGACGUGGCUGCUCGCGCGAAACAAGACGGCAUACAUUCCCACGGUGUCAGCAGUGUUGCGCGCCAUGUUGUACAGUGCGCACCCCCCUUCGGACUCCAGGUGCAGCCCCGAUCAAGAGAACAUGCCGUUGGCCGUUGAUUCCCUGCGCUUCGACACAGCCGAUUCGUCACCGGCGUCUUCACCUCUUUCUCUCUUUCCAUUUCUGCCCCUAAUCAUUCUUGUUUCUGCGAUUGUGUAGUAGUAGACUAGUAGCAGGGGUCUCUUUUUUUUUCUUUGUUUUUUUUUAGCCUCUGGGCUCUGUAUAUUUCAGAUCAGGUUUCAGUAUUGUUUCGAGUCUUCCUGACA
Molecule: messenger RNA, 1467 nt
Organism: Cornus florida
Lineage: Eukaryota; Viridiplantae; Streptophyta; Magnoliopsida; Cornales; Cornaceae
Exons: 2
Coding region: 440-1360 (306 amino acids)
Source: RefSeq, a predicted model, not a curated record